AAUUGGAAAAAAUAUUAUAAUUUAGAAAACGUUGAUUAUAAUAUUACACAUUUUUCUAGAGUGACCAUGAUGUAAUAUGAAUCAGUCGAUCGUUAAGAAUGGUGCAGUGUGACCUUACCAUUUCUAAAAGGGCGGGCGGAUCGAUCGGGCGAGGCCUUCGGCCUGCUGUCAAAUAAGAGAUGAAAUGUCGGGAACCCAGGCUGAAGUCUUGCUGUUGCUGCGUGAAUCUGCGCGCGGGCUGCAGUUUCCUGGCGUUAUUCGAGAUUUUCUCAUCGGUACUAGGCAUUUUUGCCGGAGAAGGUGCUCGGCUAUUGGUGAUUGGCAGGGCUGCCUAUAUGCUGCACUUCCUCGGCUCUAUUUUCCUUCUGAUAAGCACUUACAUGCAGAUCGAAGUGCUGGUCCUCAUAUAUCUCGUGACCAACAUAGUCCAUCUGAUCUUCUCUACCACCUUUCUCAUCGACUACGCCCUAAGCUGCGGUUUCUGCACCCUGGAAGCCAUUCCCGUUUUUUUCACUCUCAUUUUCAGCUUUUAUUUCUGGCUGGUGGCCUUCUCCUAUUGGCGACGCCUUCAAUGGGAAAACAAUCCCGAAAACGACGACUGAGGCUGAGGGGAUAUAUCGUUAAUUCUGGAUCUUGAGUGUUUAUUUGCCUUUUGUAUUUGUUUUGCGCUGUGUACUUUUUCGUUUUUGGCCUUAAUUUCACACUAAUUUGUAAAUUUGCCUUUAAUGCCAAAGACAAAGAAGAAACCGAAAAGAGCAAAGUUCCGCAAAUUGUUUGUACAGAGA
This is a messenger RNA of Drosophila subpulchrella, 785 nucleotides long. RefSeq lists its product as uncharacterized. Bases 180 to 602 code for a protein of 140 amino acids. The transcript has 5 exons. The record is from RefSeq and is a predicted model, not a curated record. NCBI's taxonomy places the organism in Eukaryota, Metazoa, Arthropoda, Insecta, Diptera, Drosophilidae.